This is a messenger RNA of Solea senegalensis (Senegalese sole), 2367 nucleotides long. Its product is annotated as gamma-aminobutyric acid receptor subunit rho-3. NCBI's taxonomy places the organism in Eukaryota, Metazoa, Chordata, Actinopteri, Pleuronectiformes, Soleidae. The transcript is spliced from 12 exons. The record is from RefSeq and is a predicted model, not a curated record. Gene Ontology annotation, cellular component: GABA-A receptor complex; neuron projection; synapse. Bases 507 to 1916 code for a protein of 469 amino acids. Gene Ontology annotation, molecular function: neurotransmitter receptor activity; extracellular ligand-gated monoatomic ion channel activity; GABA-A receptor activity. Gene Ontology annotation, biological process: nervous system process; chemical synaptic transmission; regulation of membrane potential.
UGUGGGUGGGGUCCUCGCCAUCGGAGAAGCUCCACUCCAGGGAGGGGCUGCUCAGGUUCUGCUGCCUGUCCGUUCCCCGCUGACGGAUCAGUCGAGGCUGCGGCACAAAGAGGCGUUUGUGUCUUACCUGGGGUUUUGUCCUGCGAGGCAAAGCUGAUCCACAGCAGGAAACAGGCCAAGGUUAGUGAAAGAUCUGCUGCUGCAGCAGCGGCGGCGGCGGCGGCGGUGGAUAAGAGGAUUAUCGUGGAAUUAGUGUCAGAUUGGUAUCGAUUUUAAUCAGAGAUUGAAAGAUGCACAGAAGUGCAGAUAAAACAUCCACAGACAGACGGACACACACACUGUGGACGCAGGCCAGGACGUGAAGGUUCCUGCAGAGGAACAUGGGUUUGUCUUCACUGUGUGGUUGUGGAAGCUUCAGGGUCUGCAGAGACCUGGACCUGGACUUGGACCUGGUCAUGAUGCCGCUGCUGCCGUGUCUGCUGUGGUGGAGGAAGAACCUGUGAAACAUGAACGUGGGCUUGCUGCUUCUGGCUCUGGCCGACCUCGUUGCCACGGCGACCGGAGGAGGACACAGCUCUGGACGUAGGAAGCACAAGGAGGUUUUUCUGGAGGAGAACAGCAGGUUCAAGUUUGGAGGACGCAUUGACUACAAGCUGAAGAGACAGGACAGCACCAAAACACUGCUUAUAAAGAGUGAGCAGCUGCUGAGAAUCGAGGAGCACGACUUCGCCAUGAGACCAGGCUUCGGAGGCGCCGCCAUUCCUGUGGGCAUCGACGUCCAGGUGGAAAGCAUCGACAGCAUCUCUGAGGUCAACAUGGACUUCACCAUGACCCUCUACCUGCGUCACUACUGGAAAGACGAGCGGUUGGCGUUUCCGUCGCGCAACAACCAGAGCAGGACGUUUGACUCUCGCCUGGUGAAGAAGAUCUGGGUCCCCGACGUCUUCUUCGUCCACUCCAAACGCUCCUUCAUCCACGACACCACCAUGGAGAACAUCAUGCUGCGGGUUUACCCCGACGGGAACAUCCUCUACAGCGUCAGGGUCACUGUUACAGCUCUCUGCUCGAUGGACUUCAGCAGCUUCCCACUGGAUGCACAGAACUGCUCACUGGAGCUGGAGAGCUACGCCUACAAUGAGAACGACCUGAUGCUUUACUGGAAGAACGGGAACGACUCUCUGAGGACGGACGAGAUCGUCCUGUCUCAGUUCUUCAUUGAACAUUUUCAGGCAUCCAGUGGCCUGGCUUUCUACAGCAGCACAGGUUGGUACAAUCGCCUGUUCAUUAACUUCAUCCUGCAGAGGCACAUCUUCUUCUUCAUGCUGCAGACGUACUUCCCCACCAUGCUGAUGGUCGUGUUGUCCUGGGUCUCCUUCUGGAUCGACAGGAGAGCCGUUCCCGCUCGAGUCUCUCUGGGAAUCACCACAGUUCUCACCAUGUCCACCAUCAUCACAGGAGUCUCCGCCUCCAUGCCGCAGGUGUCAUACGUGAAAGCCGUGGACAUUUACCUGUGGACCAGCUUCCUGUUUGUCUUCCUGUCCGUCAUUGAAUACGCAGCCGUGAACUACUGCACCACACUGGAGGAGAUGAGGAAGAUGAAGAGGGGAAAGAUCCCGUCCUCCUUCACUGCUAGCCAGGCGAUGGCGUUCGACGGCUGUUUCCACGACAACGACGUCGAGAUGACGCCGUUCCCGCACAUGGCGCCCACGCUGACCUCCGACCCUCUCACCACUCCAACUCAGAGCGUGGACGUUCGCCCCCCGAUGGCAGGAACUCGCUUGCGGAGGCAGCGGUCGGUGCGGGAAAACGUGGACCUGCUGGUCAACAACAGCUACAUGAUCGACUCGUACUCCCGCCUGGCGUUUCCUCUGUCCUAUCUGCUCUUCAACGGCAUCUACUGGAGCCUGUACUCGUGAUGUAAACACAGAGAAUGACACUGCGUUCCAUUUACAUCGCAAGUCACAACUCGGAGUGACAUCACAUUCCAGUUGAAAAGUCAGAAAAAAUUUUAGACUAGCAAUCAUUGACAAACAUCGUACAAACAUCAUGGAAACAACCUAGAAACAUUGUACAAACAUCAUAGAAAUGUCGUACAAACAUCGUACAAACAUCGCAGAUGGUUAAAAAUAAAAACAUUACAAUGUGUACAUUUGAUUUAUCGUUAAACAAAUAUGAAGUGCGAUUAAUUAAGAUGGCAGUCAUCUUGGAAUCCCAUGUCGAGGUUCGUGACGUUUCUCCAAGUUUCCCAGAUAUUGUGAUUUCCGACUACAAAUGGAACGCAGCGUCAGUGAAUGAACGCUCACUCUCUGCCUCCUCUCCAUCACUCAUCGUUGUCACUCAUCGUUGUCUUUGUCUCAGAGAUUACGA